Molecule: messenger RNA, 528 nt
Organism: Rotaria socialis
Lineage: Eukaryota; Metazoa; Rotifera; Eurotatoria; Philodinida; Philodinidae
Source: the annotation of a GenBank genome assembly
GCAAUGGAUGAACAGAGAUAUCUUUACGUUUCUGACGUCGAAAAACAUGAAGUAAGACGAUAUCAAUUGGGUGAAAAGAAUGGCACUCCCGUAGCUGGUGGUAAUGGACAAGGUGAUGGCUUCAAUCAACUCAACGUGCCGAGAUAUCUCGUUGUCGAUCGACAACAGAAUGUCUACGUGUCAGACAACGAAAAUCAUCGUGUAAUGAAAUGGAAUAAAGGUGCAAAAGAAGGUAUUGUGGUCGCUGGAGGACAAGGUCAAGGGAAUGCUCUGACACAAUUGUCUAAUCCUAAUGGAAUCUUCGUUGAUACGUUGGGUACACUCUAUGUAGCAGACCAGGGGAAUCAUCGUGUAAUACGUUGGACUCAAGGAUACAAGAAACGAGGCACUGUAGUUGUGGGUGGAAAUGACGAAGGAGAAGGAGCAGAUCAGUUCAACAGCCCCUGGGGUUUGUCUUUCGAUCGACAUGGUAAUCUCUAUGUCGCCGAUCAUGAUAAUCAUCGUGUCCAACGAUUUUCUAUCGAAUAA